AUGCUGGAAUCAUUAAAUCAAUUUACAAAGUUUUUGUUCAUACUCAUUCUGGUUGCACGUAUCAGCGUCAGUCAACCGAAGGAAUCUAGGAAUGCUGCGAAGUGUGCAACCAAAUGUGUCAACGAUAUGGAGAAACUGGCUCAAUUAAAGCAAACGUGUAAAACAAUGACUUUGUCAAAAUGCGGUCCACAUUUCGGUGCAAGAACGGAGAAGAUCCCUAAAUCAAGAAGGAAAUGCUUUCGUGUUAAUAUUAAUCGAAGUUCAACAAAAAGUGCAGAGUGUGUUCAACUCCUUAAUAAUACUACAUCGCAAACGCAAAUAAAGUCUUGUUAUACAUUUGUGUAUUUUUGCUUUUACUCGGACGUCGUGAAAUUCCUAGAACAAGAGAUGAGGAACGCUGGUGCUCAUUCCGUUCAAACGAAUGAUGUCGCAAUGAAACAGGAUUCUUUAGUUAAUCUAAAGAAGACGCCGGAAUCAAAGACCAUGCCGCGGCUCAUUAGAUCAUUAUCAAACUCAACGAGCUCCUCGACGACACAAGCGCCUACUCCAACAAAAUUUUUCGACGAUUGGGCACAUGGUUUACUUGUUGCUGCCGGCGCAUUGAUAGUGCUCCUUGUUUCUAUAUUUACAAUAGUCUUCUUCAAGUAUCGCAAGAGACGAACGUCUGGUAGGAACGUAAGUUGUACGGUGGAACUACAACCAGUUUCUCCGACCCCUACACUCGGUCAAAACAGCCCUAUAUGCUGUGAAGCAGAUACCUUUCAAUCUCCGAGAAAGGAUUGGGAACAUCACUCAGAGACGUCUGAAAUAGUCGAGACAGAAGUGGAUAGAUCAACUGCAGACGUUGAGGGAAAUUCAGAUGAUGAAUAUUGCUAUCCUGAUAGUAUUGAAGAUAAAUAUGAAAAUAUGAUUCCAGUCGAUCCACUUGAAGCCAGUGGGGAAUACGCGCGCGCGUAUGACCAUACAAAUAUAAACACCGGUUACAUGAAGGAAGACGGCUAUGAAGUUCCACGCGAUUAUGACUACCCACAAAACACCAGGGACUGGCAGGAUUCUGGUUUUAAGGACGCCACAUUGAGCUCCAGUGAGCCUGUGACCCCUCUCAACAAAGAUAACGUAGACUGCACCGGUUAUAGGAACGAAGAUGAUUAUGAAGUUCCACGCGAUUAUGACUGGCGGGAUUCUGGUUUUAAGGAAGCUACAUUGUCAUUGAGCUCCAGUGAGCCUGUGAACCCUCUCAAGAAAGAUAAAGUAGAUGACAAUUUUUAUGAAAAUAAUCAAAUAUUGUUGCGAGAAAGUCUUGAAAAUGAAAACGAAACGGACAUUUGA
Molecule: messenger RNA, 1329 nt
Organism: Paramuricea clavata
Lineage: Eukaryota; Metazoa; Cnidaria; Anthozoa; Malacalcyonacea; Plexauridae
Source: the annotation of a GenBank genome assembly